This is a messenger RNA of Betta splendens (Siamese fighting fish), 2866 nucleotides long. RefSeq names its product talin rod domain containing 1 (gene tlnrd1). The record is from RefSeq and is a predicted model, not a curated record. The transcript has a single exon. Gene Ontology annotation, molecular function: actin binding. Bases 1312 to 2376 code for a protein of 354 amino acids. Lineage: Eukaryota; Metazoa; Chordata; Actinopteri; Anabantiformes; Osphronemidae.
UCUUUUUGUCGCUAGCUAGGCUAGCAGCUCACUUGACGUAGCAGGGAUGAGCAACAGUCGUGAAAGUAGCAGCAGUCGUAAAAGUCCUCGAAUCGGUUUAGUUGCGGUUUAAUUCGAGUCUCCCUUCGCGCCAUUGCUAAUGAGAGAGAACCAGCAGGUGGGAAGUGAACUUUAAAAGCGAGACAACGUGUGAUGUUCCGUUGCUUCAACUUUGCCGUGUCCAGCAGGCGCCCAGGCGCGACCACACCCUCCCCGCUUCCUCAUAGUGCUGCAGCGGGAGCGCGCAGCGCCACUUUGAAUCCCGGGGAAUAACGGCUCCUGCUUCAGCGACGCUGGAGGUUUCGUAACCGUGGAACCUGCCAGAGCAAGUGACUUACAUGGUUUAAGUCCGGCGCCUGGAAUGGACGUGAGCAGCGACGCUUCACCACGGACACGGGGGGCUGCACUCGUCCAGGUCCCGAGUUGAGACACGGUGUAGGAGGUGGAAGCGGACAGACGGACGAUGCAUGUGGAGCAACAACUAGCUUCCAAGCCCGGGCUCUGCAUGAAGAAGAAACGGCUGAAGGCGGACUGAGGCGCUCUACGUGGACUGCUGGACUCGGGAGGAUCCAUGAGAUGAUGUUGCCGGAGGGGAACGCAGGUCUUCCCGCUGUCCAGACUAGCUGCCCGGGUGCUGCCCCGUUCCUCAGCAUGAGCGACGUCACGCUAGCCCGGUCCAAGUGUUUGGAAACGAGUCGGACAGGAUUUCGGUGCUGUUUCAUUCAACUUGCUGUGAUGCCAGUAGACACAAAAUGAUCACAGUGAAAAUAAGACUGAAAGGGCUUCUAGUAAAUGUUGAAAGGAUCACAAGAUGAGGCCAAGAAGUUUACCCGACCAGAACCAGGACUUUGUAGGGAUGCAUCUUGGGGGCACUGCAAUUUGUUUUGUUUUUAAAAUGCAGAAACCUGUGAAUUAAUCUGUUCCACAAAAACCUGGGACCACAAUAAGAACAUUGACUUUUGGAUGAAGCUGGGCAUCGUUACUGAUUAGUCACAAGUUUUGGGGUUUUGAUCUUCUGUGUUACAUUGAGAGACUGGUAACAAACAUGUUACACAAGUGAAUGAUCUUGUAGAGUUGAGAUUUUUCCCUGUGUUUACAUUGAGUAGAUCAGUCAUGCGUGUCAUGGUAAUAUAUAGUUAAUUCACUAUUCUCUGAGACUGUCGAGCCAGUUGUUAUUGAAGGGUUUGCAGUGUGGAUCAGCAUGAAACUAUAAAUAACUGAAACCACCAAAAAAAGCAGUGACCCCACCAACCCACCCCCACCCUCCUUAUUAUGGCUAGUGGUGGCUCUAGCAAGUCAGCCAGCGAGGGGUCGUCCAGCACAGCCGGGGGCAGUUUGCAGCAGAGGAAGCAUCUCUCCUCAGUUUGUGAUACCUGUAAGGCCAAGAUGCAGCUUGUGGCCGACCUUCUUUUGCUGUCCAGCGAGACCAGGCCCAUCGUGACGUCUGACGGCGUGCCGUUGGCCGAGACCUUUGACCAGUGCCGUGACACCAUCAUCGCCAGGACUAAAGAACUCUCUAUUCUCACCCACGACAUUCAGAGCCAGCUCAACAUGGGCCGCUUCACUGAGGUGGGCGACCGUCUGUUGGAGAUGGCUGACCUGGUGGUGUCGUUAACCGAGUACUCUGCCCACGCAGCUUACCUGGCUGCCGUGGAAACCCCUGGCUCUCAGCCCUGCCUCCCCGGCCUGGUCGACCGCUACAAGGUGACCCGUUGCCGACAUGAGGUGGAGCAAAACUGCAGCGUUCUGCGGAUCACGCCCCUGUUGGAACUCACCCCCCAGCUUCUUCUCGAGCUCUCGCAGAACAUCUCCACCAACCUCAAGACUUUGACGGACAUCUCAUCCCUGGCCAGCGAUAGAUCCAGGGACCGCUUUGCAAAGGAGCAGUUCAAACUGAGCGUAAAGAGCAUGAGCACAAGUGGCACAGCCUUCAUGGCGUGUGUCAGGGAGGUCAAGACCCAGCCCACUGAGCUGAGUCGGAACCGCUGCGUCCUGUUCAGUGGUGCUCUGGUCCAGGCCGUCAAUGCCCUGGUUGGGUUUGCCACAGAGCCACAGUUCCUAGGGAGAGCUGCCAGUUUCUCGUCCGAAGGGAAGGGGGUACAGACUGCAGUGUUGGGAGGUGCCAUGAGUGUGGUUUCAGCCUGUGUCCUCCUCACUCAGGGCCUCAGGGAUGUUGCCCAGCAUCCUGAAAGCAGCUCCAAGAUGGCAGACUACCGAGAGCGCCUGCGUAACUCGGCUUGCGCCGUGUCCGACGGCUGCACUCUGCUCACCCAGGCACUCAGAGAGCGCUCGUCCCCGAGGACCCUGCCACCAGUCAUCUCUCAUUCUGUGAAUUAGUUCAGUCAGAGGCACCAUGAUCUCCAGCGACCCCUGGGUUUGUCGUACCAAAGAUUCUCACCUGGGUUCCACCGUUCACCGCAUUACAGCAGAGGCGGGCUGAGGAGGACGGAGCACUAAAACAAGCACUGCAGGGUUUAUGUCGCGCUGGCUGCAACUCAAACCUUGUUGAAACGGACCUUUGUGAGCCUGGACCGGGCUUAGGUCGCAGCAGCCUUUAAACCUGAACAUCUUACCUCAGUUUUCAAACACCAGUCUUGAUGAUGGAUGUAGCUUCGCUGUAUCAACCUCCUUGAUUAUAUGUGUGUUGUCAGAUUGUGGAGUCGUCCGAGUUUCCUUCCAGUGUGUGAAUUCCCUUGGUGAAAAGCUGCUGUGAGUGUUCCAUAGGUUUUACACUAUUUACCAGAACCCCCAUAUUAUUUUAAACUGUUUUGAUCAUGCAUGUAAUGGAGUAUUUAUUUCAGCUAUUAAAAUGUUGUUCCUCGUUGGA